AUGGAAGUACAAAUCAUUUCCAAAGAAAAGAUCAAACCUUCUUGUCCAACACCAGACCACCUAAAGACUCACAAGCUUUCCAUUAUCGAUCAAUUAGCUAUUCAAUGCUAUGUUCCUGUUAUUAUUUUUUAUUCACCAUCCCAUAAUCAAGAUUCUAGCCAAAUAUCAACUCAGCUCAAGAAAUCAUUAUCAGAAACAUUAACCCAUUUCUACCCUCUCGCAGGAAAAGCUAUAAAUGGUUCUUUUAUUGAUUGCAAUGAUGAUGGAGCAAGUUUUGUUGAAGCAAACAUUGUUGGUGACAUGUCUAUGGUACUUAACCAAUCUAAAAUUGAAUUGUUGCGGUUGCUUUUACCUAGUAAGCUAAAUGAGAAUUUUGCUGAAAAAGAAAUAGUUUCUGUUCAAGUUAAUUAUUUUACUUCUGGUGGGAUAGUUAUUAGUGUUUGCAUUAAGCAUUUGAUUGCUGAUGCAUCAACAGUAGCUUCUUUUGUUGAAGUUUGGGGUAAUAUUGCUCGUUGUGCGACUAACAGUGUUUCUAAUGGCAUAAUCUUUGACCGUACUGGUCUUUUUCCUCCUGUUAAUAAUAAAAUAGAAGGUUUAUCAUGGGUUGAAGGUUCGUUAUUACCUGAAACUGUGACUAAGAGGUUUUUGUUCGACGGUUUGAAGAUUGCUGCACUAAGAGAAAUGAUUAGCAAUGGAGUUUCUGUUGAUCAACCGACACGUUUUGAGGCAGUUUCUGCACUUAUUUGGGGUGCUUCUAUAUCUGCAGCAAGAGAAAGCGAAGAAAACGUUGACUCUCAUGUAGCAGUAACUGUUGUAAAUUUGAGAAAGAAAUUGAAUCCAAAUUUACCACAACAGUGUAUAGGAAAUAUCUGUCAGGUAGCAAUAGCAAAAUCUGCAAUAGAGAAAUCAACAGAUUACAGAGAACUAGUGAGAAAAAUUCGCAAGUCGAUUGGGGUUUUAGAUGAUGGGUAUGUGAGAAAGUUUCACGCAGAAGGAAAAUGGUUUGAUUUUGUGAAAAAAUUAGUGGAAGAGCCAGGCAAUAAUUAUAAGGUUAAACAGUUAAAUUUUAGCAGUUGGUGUAGAUUUCCUUUCUAUGGAGUUGAUUUUGGUUGGGGAAAGCCCAUUUGGGUAAGUACUGUAAUGGAGCAAGAAAAUGGUGUCAUUUUCUUGGAUACUAUUGAUGGGCAAGGAAUUGAAGCAUGGAUAAGCUUGUCCAGAGAAAAUAUGGAUAAAUUUGAAAAAAACCCAGAAAUUCUUGAAUUUGCUACUUUUAAUCGAAGCACAGUGAAGAUUGAUUAA
This is a messenger RNA of Jatropha curcas, 1299 nucleotides long. RefSeq names its product epi-neemfruitin B synthase L1AT. The record is from RefSeq and is a predicted model, not a curated record. NCBI's taxonomy places the organism in Eukaryota, Viridiplantae, Streptophyta, Magnoliopsida, Malpighiales, Euphorbiaceae.